Molecule: messenger RNA, 990 nt
Organism: Fusarium musae
Lineage: Eukaryota; Fungi; Ascomycota; Sordariomycetes; Hypocreales; Nectriaceae
Exons: 3
Coding region: 1-990 (329 amino acids)
Biological process (GO): cell wall modification
Molecular function (GO): pectinesterase activity
Source: RefSeq, a predicted model, not a curated record
AUGAAGUUCCUCACAACAUUGAGUUUCGUCACAGCGGCAUUCGCUGCUAGCCGAACGACUGCGCCCUCUGGAUGCAUCACUGUCAAGAAGUCCCCUGGAAGCGGUCAAUUCGGUACCGUCCAAGCUGCUGUCAACUCUCUCUCAACUACGGCAUCUGGAAAGCAAUGCAUCUUCAUUGACCAGGGUACCUACAAUGAGCAGGUCCUUGUUCCUAGUCGCAGCGCUCAGCUGUCUAUCUACGGUUACACUACCGACACUAGCGGAUACAGCGGCAACAAGGUCACCAUCACAGCAAAGAAGAGCCAGGCUGAUGGUCUGAACAACGAUGGCACAGCUACCCUCCGUGUCAAGGCUGCGAACUUCAAGCUCUACAACGUCAAUGUUGCCAACACUUACGGACAGGGCAGCCAGGCUGUUGCUCUGAGCGCCUAUGCCGAUAGCGGAUACUACGGUGUUGCUCUUACUGGAUUCCAGGAUACCCUUCUUGCCCAGCAGGGCUACCAGCUGUACUCCAAAUGCCUUAUUCAGGGCGCUACCGACUUCAUCUUCGGCCAGACUGCUUCCGCCUGGUUCGAGAAGAUUGACCUACGAGUUGUCGCCGCCUCAGUCGGCUACAUCACUGCCAACGGACGCGACUCUGACUCCAACAUGUCUUACUACGUUUUCAACAACUGCAACAUUGCCGCAGCUGCCGGCAACGCCGUUGCCAACGGCGCAUACUACCUUGGUCGACCUUGGCGCCAGUAUGCCCGUGUUGUCUUCCAGAAGACCAGCAUGAGCUCCGUCAUCAACUCCAAGGGUUGGUCUAUCUGGAACACUGGCGAGGAGAACACUGCCCACGUGCUGUUUGGAGAGUAUGGCAACACUGGUGCUGGUUCUCAGGGUCAGCGCGCCUCUUUUGCCACCAAGCUCUCCAAUGCAGUCUCUAUCUCUACUGUCCUUUCUGGAAACUACGCUUCUAAGGGCUUCUACGAUGCUUCUUAUAUGUAA